AUGAUGCUUCAAUACCGAGGAGCCAAUGAUGGUGAAGAGAUAUCAGAACUCUGUUUGUACAACGGUAAUUACGGGCAGCGCAGACGCUCGAUCCUCGUCCUCUUAGAACCCUUGCCUAACAAGAAACGAUCUAACGCACAAGCUGCAGUAGUAGUUUGUCGACCUGGCAGUGCUCUUGACAACGGAUCAGAGGGUAGCAACGGGCGGUCUGAUGAAUCGAGCAUCGAAAAAGUUGAAUUCAAAAAGUUGAGAUGGCCGACCUUGAGUCAAACUGGGGAUAUGGUCCACUUCCCACAAGGCGUUGAGCUCGCUCGAUGGAUGGCGCAAAACGGGGCAGCGACAGCUGGUUGUCGGGGUCAGGUGGUGCGAUUGUCACAACCUGUAAGUGAGACUUGCGGGUUGGGCCGUAAGUGCAAGAUUUUGGGUCAGUUCGCAUGGCACUGGCAUGGCAUGGUGUUUUGA
Fusarium redolens is the source of this 462-nucleotide messenger RNA. RefSeq lists its product as uncharacterized. The transcript has a single exon. The coding region runs from base 1 to 462 and encodes 153 amino acids. The record is from RefSeq and is a predicted model, not a curated record. NCBI's taxonomy places the organism in Eukaryota, Fungi, Ascomycota, Sordariomycetes, Hypocreales, Nectriaceae.